This is a messenger RNA of Caenorhabditis sp. 36 PRJEB53466, 958 nucleotides long. The record is from the annotation of a GenBank genome assembly. Lineage: Eukaryota; Metazoa; Nematoda; Chromadorea; Rhabditida; Rhabditidae.
AUGAUGCUUCGUCGUCUCGUGACCUCUUUCUCGUCAAUCGGCUCCAGAAGCCUUUCUUCGACGGUGCAGGCGCGCGUCGGAAUUCCGUUCGUCAUUGAUAACGAAGGAAAAGGAGAACGGACGUAUGACAUCUACUCGAGACUUCUGCGAGAUCGAAUCGUCUGUCUCAUGACUCCGGUAAUCAAUCAAUAUUAUUGCGGCUAGAAGUAUAGGAAUCCGGUUUUUCCCGCAUUUUUCAGCUUUUUUACAGACAUUUUCAACAGUGAUACUUUUAGGUCGACGAUUUCAUCGCAUCGGCGCUCAUCGCACAACUGCUCUUUCUGCAAAGCGAAAGCGGAAAGAAGCCCAUCCACAUGUACAUCAACAGUCCAGGUGCAUAAAAUAUUUAAAAAAUGGGCCGAACCGGGGAUUGAACCCGGGACCUCUCGCACCCAAAGCGAGAAUCAUACCACUAGACCAUUCGGCCGCGGAAACAUUGGCUUCCGUCUUCGAUUUUGCAUCAGUUUCAUUCUCUUGACACUCAUCGCGGCGUUUUCCGCGCGGAAAGCAACACUGAACAAGCAAGUCAUUUUCCGCGCGUAAGAAUGAAAAGCGCCAAGUCGUGUUUCGCAAUGGAAUCCGCUGCUUUCGCGGCCGAAUGGUCUAGUGGUAUAUAUACGAUUCUUGCUUUGGGUGCGAGAGGUACCGGGAAUCCCCGGUUCGGCCCAUCCCCUUUUAGUCUUUUACUUGAUUUCCAUGAUAUUGUCCAGGAGGAUCUGUAACUGCCGGCCUCGCCAUUUACGACACAAUGCAAAUGAUCAGUGCUCCGGUUGCCACGUGGGUCGUCGGACAGGCCUCUUCUAUGGGAUCUCUGCUGCUGGCGGCUGGUGAAAAGGGAAUGCGAAGUGCCCUGCCCAACGCCCGUAUCAUGGUUCAUCAGCCAAGUGGAGGAGCUCAGGUGACUCAUUCUCGGUUUUGA